Achroia grisella is the source of this 1206-nucleotide messenger RNA. RefSeq lists its product as uncharacterized. Bases 1 to 1206 code for a protein of 401 amino acids. Lineage: Eukaryota; Metazoa; Arthropoda; Insecta; Lepidoptera; Pyralidae. The transcript has a single exon. Gene Ontology annotation, biological process: DNA integration. Gene Ontology annotation, molecular function: nucleic acid binding. The record is from RefSeq and is a predicted model, not a curated record.
AUGAAGAAUCCCAUCCUAUUGGACGGUCGCCAUCCCUUCACCAAAUUAUUAAUAAUGAAGGAGCACAGAAGAGCGGGACACGGAAGCCGAGAGAGAGUGGUGAAUGACCUGCGUCAGAGAUACUGGAUCCUAAAGCUAAGACCGACAGUCAGAAGUUUGACGAAAGAUUGCGCCUUUUGUCACGUGAGAAGAGCUAAUCCUAAGAAGCCGCCUGUGGGAAACUUACCCGAAGAACGACUGGGAGCUUUCCACAGACCCUUUUCUCAUUGCGGGUUGGAUUACUUCGGUCCCAUGACGGUGACGAUCGGUAGACGUCAUAUAUUCACGUGCCUGACAACACGAGCGGUUCACCUAGAGCUUGUAGCAUCCUUAUCCACGGAUUCCGCAAUCAUGGCAAUAAGAAGAAUGGCAGCUCGACGCGGAUGGCCCAUAACCAUGUACAGCGAUAAUGGGACGAACUUCAAAGGAGCAGAUGCUGAGCUCCGACAGGCCUACGCGGAUUGGACUCCAGCCAUGCAGGAACUAGGACUCCAUUAUCGGAUGCAGUGGAAGUACAUCCCUCCUGGAGCUCCCAGCCAAGGUGGAGCAUGGGAGAGAAUGGUGCGGUCAGUAAAAACCGCUUUGAUCGCUACGUUGAACGAGAAGGCACCGAAAGAGGAGGUGCUGCAGACCGUGUUGACAGAGGCAGAAUACUCUAUCAACGCGAGACCCCUCACGCACGUGUCGGUGGAUCCUGACGACCCUGAAGCGUUAACUCCUAACCACUUCUUGAUCGGGUCAUCAACAGGCCAGCCGUACGUGGGACCCUGCGAAUUGGCUGACAGACGAACCUGGAGAGCAGCUCAAGGACUAGCAGACGAGUUUUGGAGGAGAUGGCUCCACGAGUACCUGCCGACGCUCGUGCCACGACGAGGAACGCCACAGAACCCCCGAGUGAUCGCUGAAGGGGACGUGGUCAUCGUGGUCGACUCAUCGCUGCCUCGCAAUACAUGGCCGCGAGGGAUUGUGGAACGUGUAUAUCCGGGCCCAGAUGGUCAGGUGCGCAGUGCGGACGUCCGAACACGGAGCGGAGUGUUCCGGCGACCAACCUCCAAGCUAGCGGUGCUGCAGGAGACAAUCCAGGAUGCAAGACUAACCUCGCUGUCACCAGAAGAGGCUACGUCGUCACUACGCCGGGGGGAGACUGUAGAGGACAGCGUGAAAUAA